AUGGAGGGGCCCCCCGUUCCCCCUCAGUGGGGGGGGCCCCCAAGGAGCAGAUCUCCGACCUGGUCCAGUGGACGGCGGGCCGCACGGCGCUUUGUGGCUUUUGAAUUUGCAACACUGCCGCCUCCCCCACCCUCGCCUCCUCUUAGCGAAACAGAUGGCUUAAAGGCGUUUUUGCUGAGUCUCGCCGCGGAUGAGGAGCUCGAGAACGGCCUUGAAUCGUGUGCGGCAGGGGAUGAAUGGGCGCCUACAGCAUCAGCUCCAGCCUCAGCAGUCGACCGCAACUGUUCCCCUUCCCCUGCACAAGUUCCCCACACUCUGCUACUCCGGAAACAGAACCAACAACAAGCGCAAGGGGAAGGAGUCGACCCUGGAAGUCUUUCACUGGAAAAGCAGCUCGAGCGUCUGCGGCGCUUGGCGAAAGCGAAGGGCCUUAUGGCUCCUCUUCCGCAGCAUGGAGUGCCUUCUAGCGGCCACCAGGCAGAUAUCCGUGCCUAUAUGGGCCCCACUUGGAGGGGCCCCCUGCAGCAGCAGCAGUGUUUCGUAGCAGCUGCUGCCCCGUCGCUGCAUGGCCUUAGUGUUUCUUCGAUCACUGCGCCUUCUACGCCUGGAGGAGACUCAGCGGGGGAUUUUCGAGAGGCGCCUUGUUCCCCGUCAGCCUCCGACAACAGCCCGCAAGAGGCCUUCAACAAAGAUCGCAGAGGCGGCCUUAGCCGCGAGGCAGCUCUCACGGAGACGAAAAAACAAGGAACUCUUGCGCGGCGGCACUGCCGAGCAAACCUGACAACGGGAGUCGCACGCGGAAAAAAAAAGCCACCCCCGCAAAAGCCAAGGCGAACACCCCCAAAAGAGGCCCUAGUAGGGGUCAAGUCAUGUUUAACCCUCUUCUCGCAUGGGAGGCCGUCUGUGGGGGCUGGCAACGCCUUUGAAACAUUUGUUGGCGAGAACUUUCCUGUAGAGGGCGCAUCAGUGGAAUCCUCGACUUCCUCAGCGACUCCUUCGCAGCACAGCGCCUCGGGAGGCCCCCCUUGCUGGGUAUUUUCGGUGUUGUUCGAGGACGGCUCCUCUUCGUCAAUGUGCAGCAAGAAACUCGAUGCAGCGCGAUUCAAGCAAAAGACCUUGCGUGCCCGCUUCCCUCGUCCUGUUGCGAUUGUGCUUUCCAGGGGUUCUAUGGUUGCCUGCCUGGAAGGCCCUUAUCUCGCGUCGAGGAGCUCCGAGGCUUCCACCGAAGAGGCCCUCCAAAGACUCACACAAGGAACUCCAAAGGACUGGCAACACUUUGUCAUGCCCGUGGCUGAGUUUGCGUUGAAUCAAGAGCAACAACAACAGCAAGAGCAACAACAACAGCAAGAGCAACAACUACAGCAGCAAGAGCAACAACUACAGCAGCAAGAGCAACAACAGCAGCAAGUAUCUCCAGAGGGGGUGUGGGGCUUUGUGCGGGACGUGUUUAUUUCGAGGAAGAGGAGUUGCCAUUCAGGGGGUCUCUUGCUGAUGUGGAGUUGCCAGGAGGCGCUCAGGCCUCUCUUAGCAGAAGAACUUGCGAUUCCGCUCGGGAAGGUGUGCUUCCUGGAUGUGUCUCUGAUGGUGUGGCUGGCAGCCCCCGACGACUCCCAGAGUGCAGGGGCCCUCAGUGCAGCGGCAGCGCGACUCAAGUUGCCGUAUUCCUUGUUUCGCGAUCAAAGGCCGCCUCGUGGGGAUGAAGGCAUGUGCAUGCGCAUGCAGGGGAAUUUGUCGAGCACAGACUUGGGGGUGUCUGAGGAGGCAAGCGUGCUGUGGACCUCCUCUAUGGAGGGUGCCGCGGCAACGGCUGCGAUUGCGAGCAUCUUGGGGCAGUCGAUCCUCUCGCAAGGCCUUUGCAGGAUUCUGGAGGCGCAGGAGGGGCCUAUUGCCUUGCUGCUCGCUGUCAUUGAGACUACGGGCAUCGCAUGCGAUCUUUCGCUCAUUGAGCCCCUGAAAUCCCAACUGCAGGAAGUAAUGGCGCGACUGACGGCUGCUUGCUCGGAAGCAGCAGGCUUCUCGUUUACGCCGUCCUCCGUGAAGCAGGUCGCCUACGUCCUGUACACCCAUCUGAAACUUGGAGUGCCUCCCGCGGAGUCUCCUGGGAGCUUCCAGGGAGGCCCUCAGGGCACCAAAGUCGUAGGAGGAGGAGAAAGGACGAAACAGUUCUGCACGGAUGACAACGUCCUUCAGGGCCUAAGGGACGCGCACCCCGUGGUUCCCCUGCUGCAGAGUUAUCGCCAAAUCGCCAAACUCUAUUCCACCUACCUCGCCCCACUGACACCCGUAAGCUGCACUUACGCGAGGCGGCUCAAGAUGCGCCUCUACGCCGCACGGGCGUGGAGGGAGGACAGCCAUCCUGAGCUGUACGGCCUGGGAUUGGGUGGGCUGCUGCUGGCGCUGCUGCAGCUCUCUCCAAGAGCCGAAGGAUGCCCUGAUGCUGUUGCAACCCCCAAAACGGAGGGCCCCGUAGGCUUCCACGUGCCUCAGGAGGGCCCCCUGUCGCUCCACAAGAAGAAGGCCAAAGGCUUUUCAACCCCGUGGGCUGCUGGUCGCAAUCCGAAGCAGCCAGCGGAGCUUCCAAGGGUAUUCUGCCGGUGGAACCAGACGCACACUGUCACUGGCCGCCUUUCUGCUUCUUAUUACAACAUGCAGACUAUCCCAAGAGAAGCCGUGCUAAUGCUGCCACAGAGAGGCCCGACGGGGGCCCCCUCUGCAGCGGGAAGCCUCCUGGGGGCGCCCUCUGUUGAAGUGAAGUUGAAAUGCCGGGAGGCCUUUGUGCCAACUGACCCGGCGCGACAAGAGCUUGUCUCCGCCGAUUUUUCCCAAAUCGAAAUGCGCGUUUUGGUAAAUUUCGAGUCUCUAGACAGGCGUGGGGGGCAGCGCUUGGGAGAGGGGAGAGGAGCGGGGUGGGCAUUGUGUCGCGGUGCUGAUCCUUACAAAGAAAUGGCUGCGGCUGUUGCUGGGGUUUCUCUGGAUGCUGUUUCCGACGAAUUGAGGGCACACGCGAAGGUGGCAUGCCUCUCUCUGUUGUACGGCGGAGGUUUGCAGACGGUGGCGCAGCAGUUGGGUAUGGGUCUUGAGGCCGCGGUAAAGUGCCGUCAGCAAUUCUUGGAGGCUUUUCCGGAAGUCGCUCAGUUCGCGAAGGAUUCAACUGCCUUUGCGCAACAGCAUGGAUACGUUACUACACUGGCAGGAAGACGUCGACCUUUGAAAUUGGAAAAUAUGGACAGCGCCGCCCUUUCUCGGCAGGCGGUAAAUUCGCGGAUCCAAGGCAGUGCAAGCGAUAUCAUCAAGCAAGCAAUGCUUGCAGUUCAACGAGCGCUGCAGACGAGGAAGUUCAAAGGGAGCUUGCCCCCUCGCUUGCUGCUAUCGCUGCACGACGAACUGCUCGUAGAGUGCUGCAGGGAAGACACGGAAGCACUGAUCUCAUUGAUGAAAGAGGAAAUGCAAGGCGCAGCAACGCUCGCCGUGCCGCUCGUGGUGGUUAUUAGGAAAGGAGCUUCCUGGGGCGAUCUCGUUGAAACGCGCCACUAA
Cyclospora cayetanensis is the source of this 3534-nucleotide messenger RNA. RefSeq lists its product as uncharacterized. The record is from RefSeq and is a predicted model, not a curated record. The transcript is spliced from 17 exons. Gene Ontology annotation, biological process: double-strand break repair; DNA-templated DNA replication. Gene Ontology annotation, molecular function: DNA-directed DNA polymerase activity; DNA binding. NCBI's taxonomy places the organism in Eukaryota, Apicomplexa, Conoidasida, Eucoccidiorida, Eimeriidae. Bases 1 to 3534 code for a protein of 1177 amino acids.